Messenger RNA from Arvicola amphibius (Eurasian water vole), 1666 nucleotides. It is a transcript of the gene Tmem74b, whose product is annotated as transmembrane protein 74B. The transcript has 2 exons. The record is from RefSeq and is a predicted model, not a curated record. NCBI's taxonomy places the organism in Eukaryota, Metazoa, Chordata, Mammalia, Rodentia, Cricetidae. The coding region runs from base 106 to 804 and encodes 232 amino acids.
CAGAAACACGGGUGCCCACAGAGCACUGGAGAAUGACCUGAGAACACAGAGAACCAGCGUUCAGCUGCCAAGGGGCCAAGGCAUGAGCUGGGGUCGUUCUUCCCAAUGGCAUCUCCCCCUGGUCUGGAACUGAAGACAUUGAGCAAUGGUCCCCAGGUUCCAAGGAGACCAGCCCCGCUGGGCCCAGUGGCGCCAUCCAGGAUGGGUGUGGAGAAUGCUUGCUUCUUCUCUGAGGAGCAUGAGACUCAUUUCCAGAACCCUGGGGAUGCCAGACUGGGUAGCUCCCCCAGUCCUCCUGGAGGUGUCCCCUCACUUCCCCGGUCCCAGCGGGAUGAUCUUUCUCUGCAUUCAGAGGAGGGGCCAGGCCUGGAACCUGUGAGCCGCCCAGUGGACUAUGGCUUUGUUUCUGCUCUGGUUUUCUUGGUGAGCGGAAUCCUCCUGGUGGUAACAGCAUAUGCCAUCCCUCGAGAGGCCCGAGUCAACCCUGACACAGUGACAGCAAGGGAGAUGGAGCGCCUGGAGAUGUACUACGCCCGCUUGGGCUCGCAUCUAGACAAGUGCAUCAUCGCGGGCCUGGGGCUGCUCACAGUGGGUGGCAUGCUUCUGUCUGUGUUGCUCAUGGUCUCUUUGUGCAAGGGUGAGCUGUAUCGCAGGCAGACCUUCGUCCCUGGCAGGGGAUCCAGGAAGACCUAUGGCUCCAUCAACCUGCGUAUGAGGCAGCUCGCUGGGGAUGGGGGCCAGGUCCUAGUGGAGAAUGAGGUUGUCCAAGUCUCAGAGACCAGCUAUACCACACAGGGCUCUUAAGUAAGAGUCCACCCUAUCUUGCUGCUUUAGCUGAAGAGCUUGGAAGUCCCCCAAAACUUGGGGCUUCAAAGUGAGAUCCACAGAGGGCUCUGUGGAGGGAGUUUUGGUGCUGGGGUGGGAGCAGCCUGGGUUCUGGCUUAGGCCCUACUCAGGCAAGCACUGCUGAUGUGUUUUGCAGCUUGAAGUUUUUGCAUAAGGCUUUGUUUGGAGGAUGGCUUCUGCUGCUAAAAAUACAUUUUUGGAAACCACUGCUUUUAGAAGAUGAGGUUGCUUGGUAUUUCUCAGGGUUGGGACUCAUGUGAAAGGGUUGCCUCUGUUCCUCAUGCCUUGGGAAUUCUGAGACCCCUACUAUCUUCACUAGCCGAGUGAGAGUGUUGGGUGACCAUCUAGAAUAGAGCGUGGCUUCAUGGUGAUGGGAGAAGUUGGUUCUGAGUUGACCCCCCGCAGUACCCUACUGACUGAACCAUAACCCUCCCCUCUCCAGACCUCGGAUGCUCAGUCUCUAAAGUGAGGAGUAGGACUGGGUACGCCACCAUGAGCCACAUCUGCCCUGGGAAUAGGAAGCCAGUCUGCCUCUGGCCAACCUACAAAAAGGGGUGAAGGUUUUUGACAGGGACUGACUAUUGUCAGAGCCACCUUCUGGCCUGCAUUGGUGACUCGCAGUGCCAGGAGCACUUGUUCUCAUUGUCCUGCUACAGAGCCUGGGUGAAUGGGUUUGGUUCAAUCCAGAAUUUGACCCAGUGUGAAUUGGUCUUGGAAUUUGGUUUCCUAUGGUGGCUAAUUUUCUGCAGUGGUUCCUUUCAAAAUCGCACUGGGCACCUAGGUGUGAGGACGUGGUUGUAUUUCUGUGGGCAUGUUGGGG